Messenger RNA from Protopolystoma xenopodis, 699 nucleotides. NCBI's taxonomy places the organism in Eukaryota, Metazoa, Platyhelminthes, Monogenea, Polystomatidea, Polystomatidae. The record is from the annotation of a GenBank genome assembly.
AUGCCAACCGAAGGCUACAUCAGCGUAUCUCAGGCAAACCGGAUUGUCGGUUCGUCCUCGCCUGAUUCUGCGUUACCCAAAACGAGCCCGGCAGACGAGUCGCGGGACCCUGGCCUCAAAUCGUCCAGCCUGGUGCAUGCCUACAGCGGCGCCCAUAUAGACAUUAGACCAGUCGCAUCUCUGAUUGAUUGCAUCUCCGACCGUUGCCUCAUAGACAUAUUUAUCUCGCCGGUCCCCUGGGCCAGUGGGUUGGCUACCCCCUCUCCAGAACCAUGCAUGCCUCCACGCUCACCUGCUCUCUCCAACCCCCGAAACCGACUCUUUUACCGGUCGAGAGAGUGUUCGGCUGCCACCGAAGUAUCCCGUUGCUCCAUUUAUGCUUUGUUGCCUAACGCCUCUCUGCAGAGUUGUCUGUCUGUAUUUAUGUCGCUCACAGCGUGUGUGCGGCAGCAGGAAGAAGAGGAGGAGGAGGAGAAGGAAGGGGCGGUCUCUGAUGGCGUCGGGUCAAGGCAGGGAGGGCUGGGGGACAUGGUACCCUUAAUUGGCCGAACGGCAAACCAUCUGGCCACACCGUCCUGUCUAGUCGGUUAUUGCACUCUUCAGGGCAUGUUUGAAACUGAUAUCGCGUACGGUUUUAUGUCCAAACUUUACAGUUGCAGUGCCGUGAAGAUACAGUUUCAACGCCGCCAGGGUGGUUAG